Molecule: messenger RNA, 5381 nt
Organism: Anolis carolinensis (green anole)
Lineage: Eukaryota; Metazoa; Chordata; Lepidosauria; Squamata; Anolidae
Gene: qrich2
Product: glutamine rich 2
Exons: 20
Coding region: 440-5053 (1537 amino acids)
Source: RefSeq, a predicted model, not a curated record
GGGCUCCUUUGGGAAGGCGGCGGAGAACCUCCCUUCUGUCUCUGUCCCUGGGCGGCGCAGAUGCUUGAGAGACGUCGCGGGGGAAAGAAGGAGGGGCAGCGCUGGGGCCCACUCAGAUAAAGAGGAGCCUCCUUUAAUGAUGGCGGGUGGGAGAGCAUUCGCUAAUGGGGAGAGAAAUGCAAGAGUUGCACGAGGGGAACGUUUUCUGUGUUGAGGGAGGACUUUAUUGGCUCCUAACGGGUGGAGAGAAUUGCACAGCUUUUCACUGCACGACUUCUUUUUAGCCUUGUGUUGACAUAUGCUAUAGAAGCACCUCCACAAAGGUGCCCGUUUUCUUCCUGGGGGGUUAUUUCCUAGAUUUAUAUAUUUCUGGAAAGACUUUUGUAUUAUUUUUUUAAAGAGUAGAUGGUGUAGAGAGAGAGAGAGAGAGUGGUGAGGCAUGGCUCCCACCGUCAGCCUGUACGAGUUGGCAGACCUGUCCAUCGGGACCCCCGAGGCCGGCGUGGUCAACUUCAACGCCCUGCACUCCCUGCUCCACGCCAUCCUGCGGCACCUCAACCUCCAGGACCUCCAGGAAGAGGUGAAGGUGGAGAGGGAGAGGGGGGCCCCGUCCAAGGGAGACCUCCUGAGGGCCGCCCUGGAGAAGGGCCUCGGGGGCUUGGACAGCGAAGAGGCCUGGCGGAAAGAGAAGGAGCGCAAGGCCGCGGAGGGUGUGGCCGAAGAUGUGGACUCCCGCCUGGCCGACCUGGAGAAGAAGCUCUUCCUCGUGGAGGCCAACCUCCUGGGAGUGGAAGACCAGGUCCGCGGCAUCGGAGACCAGUUCCAGGGCGUCCAGACGCAGGUCCAGGGCUUCCAGGACCAGGUCCAAGGGUUCCAGGACCAAGUGCAGGGGGUGCAAGACCAUGUCCAGGGGGUGCAGGAUAAGAUGAAAGGCAUGGGCAAGCAGCUGAAAGGGGUCCAGCAGCACAUCUCCGGCCUGGAGAAGCUGCCUUCCGGGACAGACCUGCUGGAGAAGUCCAAGAGCGGCUCUGGCACCGCCGUGGCGGACAUGUGGCAGAUGAUGCAGAUGCAGAAGAAGGUGGAAGCCAACGAGGACGGCAUCAACCAGGCCAUGACUUUGUUACAAGAUCUGUUGGAUGAGACCGGCAACAUGAAAGCAACUACAGCCCACUUAGAGGAUGAUGUACAGAAAAUCAAGGAUCAUUUAGCCAUGAUAGACACCCGUGACAUGGAUGAUCGGCUUAAAACUUGUUUAAGCGACCAGCACAGUUUGGAUCAAGAUGUGAAAGACAUAGAGAAGAGGCUAAGCAUGUUUCCUUCCCCAGAGGAAAUGAGCAAUAUGGUGCGCUGGGAGGUUCUCGAGGAUGUCCUUGUGAAAGGCAAGAGGAGCCCAACUCCUGAGACAAGUCCAGUCUUGCAUUCUCCAACUGGCUCCACCUCCCCUCCAGAUGGCAGAGCCCCUGGAUCUCCAGGAUCGCAGCCUGGGGCCCAGAAAAGAGAAGGAACACCAGGCGCACAAGCCCCAGGAGCCCCAAGAGGAGCAGGUGCCCCUGGAGCCCAUCCUGGAGCCCAGCCAGGCAUUGCUGGGGCCCAACCAGGAGCUGCUUAUCCUGGGGGCCAACCAGGAGCAGUUCCUGGGGCUCAGCCAGGCUACGUGGGAGCACCGGGGGCCCACGCAGUUUAUCCUGGAGGUCAGCCUGUAGGUCCAGGAGCACAGGCAGCAUUUACUGGAGGUCAGCUAGCAGGUCCUGGGGCUCAGCCUGGGGCCUAUCCAGGAGUACCUGGAGCCCAAGCACCUUAUCCUGAGGCUCAGCCUGGGGCCUAUCCAGGAGUACCUGGAGCCCAAGCACCUUAUCCUGGGGCUCAGCCUGGGGCCUAUCCAGGAGUACCUGGAGCCCAAGCACCUUAUCCUGGGGCUCAGCCUGGGGCCUAUCCAGGAGUACCUGGAGCCCAAGCACCUUAUCCUGAGGCUCAGCCUGGGGCCUAUCCAGGAGUACCUGGAGCCCAAGCACCUUAUCCUGGGGCUCAGCCUGGGGCCUAUCCAGGAGUACCUGGAGCCCAAGCACCUUAUCCUGAGGCUCAGCCUGGGGCCUAUCCAGGAGUACCUGGAGCCCAAGCACCUUAUCCUGGGGCUCAGCCUGGGGCCUAUCCAGGAGUACCUGGAGCCCAAGCACCUUAUCCUGGGGCACAGCCUGGAGUUCUCGGGGCUCAGCCUGGUGCCCCUGGUGCCCAGCCUGGUGCCCCUGGGGCUCAACCUGGAGCUCCUGGGGCUCAGCCUGGGGCUCCUGGAGCCCAACCAGUCUACCCAGGAGCUCCUGGAACCUAUCCUGGGGCACCCGGAGCCUAUCCGGGAGCUCCAGGAAGCUAUGUGGUUUAUCCCGGGCCACCUGGAACCUAUCCUGGAGCUCCAGGUGGACAAGCAGCCUAUCCUGGGGCACCUGGAGCUCAAGCACUAUAUCCUGGAGCACCUGAAGCUUAUCCUGGUGCCCAGCCUGGAGUUCCUGGAGCUCAAGCAGCUUAUCCUGGGGCACCUGGGGCUCAAGGAGCUUACCCUGGGGCACCUGGAGCCCAAGCAGCUUAUCCUGGGGCACCUGGAGCCCAAGCAGCUUAUCCUGGGGCACCUGGGGCCCAUGCAGCCUAUCCAGGGCCCCUGGGAGCAGACGCUGCCUAUCCUGGAGGUCCUGGGGUUCAGCCUGGAGAACCUGGAGUAGGGCCCGCCUAUCCUGGAAGUCCUUCGACUGUGCAAGGUGCUCCUGGAACCCAAGCCGCUUAUCCUGUGGCUGAUGCUGGAGUUCCUGGGGCACUCGUCCCUCCUGUUUUUUAUCCUCCUGGAUAUCAGCCUGGUGAAGCUGGAAUAUCACCUGCAGGAGGUCAGCUUGCUGUGCCUCCAGGACCCACUCUUGGUGUUACUCCCCCAACAUCUCCGUUAUUGCCUUCCCUAACCCCUGUGCAGUACGCUGAGUCUCCCUCCUCGGGGUCCUCUUUGGCCCCAGCCCGCUAUGCUGAGACAGUGGAUGCCUUGCGUGCCCUUGCACAACUGACAGAACUAUAUUAUGCUCUGAGGGACCAGAUCAACAUGUUGGAUCAGUACAAGUGUGGCCAUGCAGAUCUCCGCAGGCUGCAAGAUUUUCUCACCGAUGCAGUUUAUAGGAAUAUUGCCAUAGUACCACCUGACCUUCCAGAAAAGCUUGCUACAAUCAAGGCCAUGGAAGAAGAGAUGAAAACAGAGAAAGAGAAGUUAAGGAAGAUUGAAAGUGUACUUGAAGGAGAAUUGACAGGACCUGAAACAGAAGAGAAGAUGGAGGGAGCUGGUCAUAUCAACAUGCAGAUAGGCUAUCUCAGAGCAACAGUGCAAGACAUAGAGAAAGAACUCAAAGAGCUGAGAAACAAGCAAGAAGCAGGGAAACAGUCGCUGGAGCAGUCAGUGGCCGAAAAUGCCGUUUACCUCCAGGAACAGUUAGACAAACUUAGAUCUGUCAUGGAGAACAUGAUGUCGUCUUCAUCCACCUUGCUGUCCAUGAGCAUGCCCCCCACCCCGGAGCCUGGAUUGGGGGUACAUAUCCAGCAAGGAACGUGUGCUGCUUGCAGCUUAGAUGUCAGUGAGAAGGUUAGCCAGCUGUUCAAGCGCUACGAACAGCUGCAGGACUCUGUCAACAACUUCAUGUUGAGACAGACAGAAGGCAGGAUGAAGAAACCCAAGCACCGCCAGGAUGAGGAAAUGCUCAGCCAGAUCCAAAACACCAUCCUGCAAGUUCAGGAAGACUGCGAGAAGCUGAAUGCCACUACAGGCAACCUCAUAGAAGACCAUCGCCAAAAGCAAAAGGAGAUCGGUCUGCUGUUCAAAUCCCUGGACAAGCUGGAGCAUGAAAAAGCAGACAAAGAACGCAUAGUGAUGGAAAUAGGUGUGAAAGCCGAUAAGACUGCCCUUGCUGCAAAGGUCAGUCGCAGCCAAUUCGAUGCCACCACAGAACAACUGCAUAAGAUGAUGCAGGAGCUGUUAAACAAAAUGGCUGGGCAAGAGCAAGAUUGGCAGAAAAUGCUGGACAAACUUUUGAUUGAGAUGGACUCCAAGCUUGACCGUUUGGAACUUGAUCCAUUCAGACAGCAGCUGGAGGAGCGCUGGAAGGAUAUCCGGAAACAGCUGAAGCAACGGGCACCACAAGAUGAAGGUGAUGAAGCUGCGGGGAUCAGAAGGAGACUUCUGGCUCAUUUCCACUGCAUUUCUUGUGACCGGCCCUUAGAAAUGGUGGUGCCUGGCCCCCACAUCACAACACUCCCAGCUGUGCCAGGUUUACCUCCGCACCAAUCCCUCCGGCCAUACAUGGUUUAUGAAAUGGAACAAAUCAGGCAGCUAAACCGCAAUCUGAAAUUAGGGCCCGGUGCUCGUUUUGAAGCACUGGAGAAGAGUUCCAGCCUCAGCAAGCUGCGCCGCCUGCAUUCCAAGAUGCUCAUGGACAUCCAGAAGGUUCAGAGCCAUUAUGGCGGAGCACCAAAAGUCAACGCUCAGAUGAUCAGGGAGAUACUGCAGGCCCAAUGUCUUGGCUCGAGCCUGUAUGGCAAACGACUUCCUGAGAUGACGGACUUCAGCUACCUCAGCGUCCCACGGCACUGUGGAGGCAGCCACACCCUCACCUACCCUUACAGGCGAUAUGGGAGAUUUCAGCAGUUGGCCCAGUGCAUGCCACCCAUCCAGGCAGACGAAAGCGCCAUGCUGGCAAUGAUGAAACAUGAAGAGGUAGAUAUACUGGGCCUUGAUGGUCAUAUCUACAAAGGGCGGAUGGAAACGCAGCUGCCGUCACUAAAGGAUGGUUUUUUAAGGUCAAGGAACAAACUUAUUCGAUCCUCCUCGCAAAGGAAUCAACCCAUCCUUGCUGAUAUUGCCAAUUUCCCAGUUCGUCCUCAUUCUGCUAAAAUGUCGUUGCGCAGCCUGUCAGCAAAAUCUACAGGGGACAAGUCUGUGGCUCCUGUCAGGAUCAGUGAAGAGCCUGGAGUACAGGACAGAGAAACUCUCGAGCUACGAAUGGAGGUUCCCUCAAGACAACAGUCCACAUAAACCCUGAUGAACAAUCCACAUAAGCAGCAUAGCAGACAGUGGUUUGUGCCUCAGAUAGUUUUUACCAAUGCAAGCCAGACAAUAAAGGCAAUAAAGGGCAAAAUUGGAAGAAGACUGUAUCAACAUACAGCUGGCCAGAGGAAGAUUUUCAUCUUGUGAUGGCCCAUAGCAGGGGCCGCAUCUGGCUCUUCUCUACAGCAAUGUUUCUGGGACAGUUGUCAGGAGGGGAUAUUACUUCCUUCUGUAGAGAUAAUUAAAUCUAUAGACCAUUUAUUUUAAUUGUCCAAGAAACAGUUACCCUUCAAUACAAAGUUAUGUGUUCAAAUUA